Molecule: messenger RNA, 2100 nt
Organism: Colletotrichum navitas
Lineage: Eukaryota; Fungi; Ascomycota; Sordariomycetes; Glomerellales; Glomerellaceae
Product: lish protein
Exons: 7
Coding region: 1-2100 (699 amino acids)
Biological process (GO): regulation of transcription by RNA polymerase II
Cellular component (GO): Set3 complex
Molecular function (GO): transcription corepressor activity; protein binding
Source: RefSeq, a predicted model, not a curated record
AUGGCCACCAUUAGCUCCCUACGCACACCCGAGUUCAGCGAGACUCGAUCGCGAACGCCUGGCCGUCGAGCCCACGACCAAGUCCCCCGUAACGAACUGAUCUCGAUCACGCCGCCCACAGCGGCACUUCGCGGCAUCGGCAUGGUCACCAAGGAGUACCUCGACUCGGACAGAGUCAACUUUCUCGUCUGGAGGUAUCUUUUGGAAGGCAACUAUCGAGAAACCGCAGCCAAAUUCCAGAAGGAAUGGCACAUUCAGCAACCUCAUCGCCAUUUUGAAUUCGCAAAUCACGUCAAGAGUCACGCAUUAGUAUCCAUCAUCAAUAAGGGCCUCUGUUAUCAUGCCCUCGAGAGAGAGCACGCGAAGAAAUCGGUGCCCCCAGGUGCUGCGGCUGCGGCCGAAGCACUGCAGGUGGGGUUGUUUGGGCCAUUGAUCGCUCAACCGCCUCACAAAGUCGAGGAGGACGAGGAUGCUGAUGGCGAGGUGGACGACACAGAGAUGGAGGUCGAAAACACUCGGAAACGCCAAUUUGACAGCCGGCCACAGCAGCACAUGGUGAAUGGCGGCUCACCCAGCAAGCGGCCCAGGCUCAGCAAUGGCUACGAAAGCACAAACGGGGCGGAUGCAGCCACUGACCCCAUGGAGCUAGAUAGCCACGGUGACAACAACCACGCCUAUCCGUCGCCCCUUGAGGGCGAACAAGCUCCGACGCCUACCCCGAGAACAGAUGGUCCCGAGCAGGGCACGCAGGUCGACAAAGUCGAGGAACUCGCUACCGAAACCACUUUUUUGCGAUUAAUGCCCGAUGACAGCAACAGCACCACCACCAACGUCCAAGACGGCAGCGACUCGACGACUGCGACUGCGACUGCUACUGCAAGUGCAGGUGCAGGCGGCCCCGGAACUUCGCCCUCGCCAGCCAACGGCGAAAACGCACCCAUCUUGUUGCGCUGCGAGUGGAACCCCAAGGACCCAUCCAUCUUGGCGGCUGCUGGAACCGAUGCGCUAGCCCGCAUUUGGACCAUCUCACGGUCAAGCACAAUGACGCCCGCUCCAGCGUCCGAGCCCGACGGUCACGUGCAUGGGGUCCAUCGCCCGUUUCACAGUCUCAUCGACGACGAGACACCCAAGACGGCCACGGUAGGCCAGCUCGCCUGGAACUGGGGGGGAACGGCCAUCGCCAUCGCGACUGAGCAUGGCGACAAGGCGUCUGUUCAUAUCUGGGCAAAGGACGGUUCGCAUAUCGAUAAGUUUGAUGUUUCGGACCCCCCCGUCAUCAAGCUCCGUUGGAGCCCGAGCGAUGCAGCGCUUCUGGCUAUUGCACCCGACAACAGCAACGUCAACGGAAACGCUGGCGCCCUCGUCACUGUCUACCACUCCCUAACCUCCAACACGCUGUCAUAUUUCCUGCCGAACCACGACUUACUCAAUUGGCCACUGGACGCCGCGUGGACCAGCGAAACCGAAUUCCUCUUGACCGGCGGGGACGUGAUGCUGUCCCUGCAGUGCACCGAGACAUCAAUCGUGCCGAACAAGAAGCUCGAGAGCCGAGAAGACGACACCUUCACCCAGGUUGUCUAUGACUGGCGCUCGAAACUUGCCGCCACCGCGAGUGACAAGGGUAUCCUGGAUCUCUGGGAUGAGAAUGGUCAGCGCCUGUCAAUAACGGCCCAUUCUGGUGCUAUCACUGCCGUGCAGUGGCAACCUCUUCCAGAGGACUCUAACGUGCCAGAAGACGAGCGGUUAAUCGCAACGGGAGGCGAUGAUUGCGCCAUCAUCAUAUCAAAUGCCAAGGACCCGGAGCCAGGGAAAGCCAAAUCUAUCUUGACUAUGGAAUCACCCAUCGUCUCCAUCGCAUUCACCCCUGACGGCGCCUUCAUCGCCGGAGCCACGGCUGGUCGUAUUCUCAUCUGGAAAGUGGGGGAACAUACAAUGCCGAGGGCCAGCUGGAGCAGAGCACCACACCCUGGCUGGCUUAGCCCCAAGGCCAGCUCGGAGCCGGAGGAGGAGGAUGAGCACUGCUUGUGCUGGGACGCUGAUGGACAAAGACUCGCUUAUGGGGCCAACAGCAGGUUGGCUGUCAUCAACUUCCGCAGAUAG